AUGAUUCCGAUAUGGAGGUCGUGCGUCAUAAGGCAGGGCGUACUUGCGCCUGUUGCACCUCCAUCCUCGUUCCUUGCUCCCUUGAAGGCGGCUAGAUCACCUAUACAUCUACUUCAGCUGCCCUCUCCCUCUCGUACAGUAUCCACGAUUCGACAAUCGAUACUUAAACCGGGACAUUUACGGAAACAGCUACUCUCUAGCCCCUACGUAUUGCCUACAAGCUCCACCCGCCAUUUAGCAUCUCUACGCCGUCCCUCUAGAAGAAGCAUAGACCCUCCAUCUCCCAUAAAAGCAUCUACUCCAAAUAUUUCGCAACCUAGCCCCCAUAAUGCCGAAGACACGGCAGCCCCCCCACCUCCUGUCUUAGGACCCAUCUUUGCAGACCCGAAGGCCAAGGCCGUAUCUACUGAAACAGCUAGCGAGCUCAAAGUCGGCAGUGAAGCAUGGUAUAAUUACCACCGCGCUCGUGCGCGCGUUUCAGAUCGCGAAGAACCGGAAGAAAUGUCAGCGAUUCGUCGCCUCGCACCUUCGUUCGUAUUCCUUCUCGUCACUCUAGCAGGGAGCGCUUAUUAUGCCCUCGCAUACGUCCACCCUCGUCCAAAGGACCGAUUAUUCCCGAACAUCCCAAUAGCGAUAACUACGAUCGGCGGGAUUAUUGCCGCUAAUUUCGUAGUAUUCCUGGCGUGGAGAAUACCUCCGUUGUGGAGGAUCCUGAAUACGCAUUUCGUUCAAUGUCCGGGGGAUCCAAAAGUCCUUAGCCUUAUCGGAAGCGUGUUUAGUCACCAUACUCUUUGGCAUUUUGCGGCCAAUAUGCUGACAUUGUUCCUCAUUGGUACAAGCUCAGAGCGUCUAUCAAUAGUAUGUGAACAAGUCGGUCGAGGCAACUUUCUCGCUCUAUAUAUGUCCUCAGGUGCCAUUGCGUCAUUUACUUCACUCACUACGAACGUGAUCAUGAAGCGAUUCCAUGUUUUCGGGCUUGGUGCCUCUGGCGCCGUAUUCGGUGUUUUAGGGGGGUUUGCAUUUAUCAAUCCUGACACUGAACUAUACUUCGUCCUCCUCCCUCUAUUCACCGUCAAAGCUGCCACAAUCGCCACAGCAAUGGGUGUCUGGGAAUUCACAGCCUUGCUCUUUGGAUGGAGCAUGUGGAUGGAUCACGCAGCUCACCUAGGCGGGCUACUCGCUGGCGCUGGUUUAGCCGCGUUGCUAAAAGAAGAAGCUCGACGAAGAAGGGAGGCAGUGAUUAGGGGACUGCUGGGCAAAUCUUAA
Molecule: messenger RNA, 1266 nt
Organism: Orbilia oligospora ATCC 24927
Lineage: Eukaryota; Fungi; Ascomycota; Orbiliomycetes; Orbiliales; Orbiliaceae
Exons: 3
Coding region: 1-1266 (421 amino acids)
Cellular component (GO): membrane
Molecular function (GO): serine-type endopeptidase activity
Source: RefSeq, a predicted model, not a curated record